CCAGCCGCAGCGGGGUCGCGGAAUCACAUGAUAUAACUAAGCUGGCUAACGAGCUAACAUGCUAGCUUCGGUUGUCAAAGCAGCUGUCAACAGCCACGAACCGACGGAGUAGCCUACCCUAACUAACAAGUAGUCGGAAAGUCGUGAAGUCUCUGAAAGGGACUUCUUUCCUACUCGCUCUCCUCAAGAUAUCGAGUCAUUAAGCUUCUGCCCAAUAAGUCGCAGGGGUUUUGGCAUCCUCAAGGCUCAUCAGGCAAGCAAGUCCUCCAUCAGCUCAGGGUUAUUGACAGACUGAGGUUGUGGACUCACAUGGGCAAGAUGGAUAGACGAUAAAUAAGACAUCAACUUCAGAGGUAAGGUAAACGUUGAUUUCGUAAUGACAAGCUGCUGUGCAGAAGAUGUCCACGCUGUCUGUGACUGAUAUCCCAGAUGUUGGUCAUGAUGAGAGUAAGGUGUUGGACAGGGCCUCUGAGCUGCAGCUGGACUGCUUGGUUGAGGAGAGCAGUGGAAGCACCACAAUGAAGCAUGAAGGCCUGCUGUCGCUGGCUGACCUCUCCCACCCAGAUGACUUCCCCGUCCUCCCUCAUAAUGGCCCUUCACUGACUGAGAUGAGCAGCCCUCUUCCGAUAGAGCCAAAUGACAUUAAGCUGGAUCCAGCUGCAGGUGACACAUCUGCCAGCAUAGAUGGUCAGCCAGUGAAGAGAAAGAAGGGGCCUGCUCCAAAGAUGCUUGGCAAUGAGGUGUGCAGUGUAUGUGGUGACAAGGCCUCUGGUUUCCAUUACAAUGUGUUGAGCUGUGAGGGCUGCAAGGGCUUCUUUCGUCGCAGCGUCAUUAAAAGUGCCCAGUACUCCUGCAAAAACAACGGCCGCUGUGAAAUGGACAUGUACAUGCGGCGCAAGUGCCAGCAGUGCCGCCUGCGCAAGUGUCGGGAGGCAGGCAUGCUGGAGCAGUGUGUGCUCUCUGAGGAACAAAUCAGACUGAAGAAGAUGAAGAAGCAGCACGAGGAGGAAACGGCCCGCACGUCCACAGUGGUCACGCCCACCCCUCCACAGGAAGCAGCCCCACUGGAUCCACAGCAGCAGGAGAUGAUUGAGAAGCUGGUCGCCAUGCAGAAGCAAUGCAACAAGAGGUCUUUCCUUGACCGACCAAAAGUGACACCGUGGCCACAGAGUCAGGACUUGCAGAACCGAGAGGUGCGUCAGCAGCGGUUCGCCCACUUCACUGAGCUAGCAAUCAUGUCAGUCCAGGAGAUUGUGGAUUUUGCUAAGCAGCUUCCUGGUUUCCUGGAGCUCACAAGAGAGGACCAGAUUGCUCUACUGAAGACGUCUACCAUUGAGAUUAUGCUGCUCGAGACAUCUCGGCGGUAUAACCCUGCUAUCGAUAGCAUUACAUUUCUGAAGGAUUUCAGCUAUAAUAAGGAGGAUUUUGCCAAAGCAGGGCUUCAGUUUGAGUUCAUUAACCCCAUCUUUGAGUUUUCAAAAGGAAUGAACGACCUGCAUCUGGAUGAGGCCGAAUAUGCCCUGCUCAUCGCCAUAAACAUCUUUUCUGCAGAUCGGCCAAAUGUGCAGGAUCAUGAUCUGGUGGAGAGGCUGCAGCAGCCCUAUGUGGAUGCACUUCGUUCUUACAUCAUGAUAAAGAGACCAAAUGAUCACUUGAUGUUUCCCCGUAUGCUGAUGAAGCUAGUGAGUCUUCGUACGCUAAGUAGUGUCCACUCGGAGCAGGUUUUCGCCCUUCGCCUCCAGGACAAGAAGCUUCCCCCGCUGCUCUCUGAAAUCUGGGACGUCAAUGAGUGACUACAAACAUGAUGUCGCACUCUGUGGCUUUAUGAAUCCUGAGACAGACACGGCAUCCAGCAGGAACACUGACUCCUUUCUGCCCAUCUGGUCAGGGAUUGGUUAUAGGGUUGAGAUUUUUUUUUCUGGUGGGACGAGAGCAUCAUUGCCGUUUGCUCUCAAACAGACUGCUAAAUGGUUUUGUGUUCAUAAGGACAAACAUGAACACCUAGUUUUCUUGGAGCCUUUUGUUGUUCUUUUUGUGUAGAUGCUGACAUGAUUAUGGCGAUAUUAAAUACCAGCAUCAGGCUCUUUAGCCAGUUAUCUCUGAUUUAAUAUUUGUUGAAAGUUAUGUCAAUCUCUAGUGCAGUUCUAUACUCAUCCUCUAACAAUUCUAAUCAGAAAGUUCUGAGCAGGUCUUGGCUGUGGCUGUCUGAAAUGUCAGGAUUACAGCUGCGCAUUCAGUUGAAAUAGUGAUUUUUGCAGUCGUGCAAUAGAUGGAAAUGGAUACAAGCAUGAGCAGACCCAUAUCUGCUGUUUGCUUUAUUGAUGUUAGGGUAAAAUGAUAGGCCAUCUGGUUGGUAUUGUGCAUUGUGAUAUGGUAACAAAUAGUUUGUUCCUUUUGGAGUAAGUGCAGAAAUUAAAAGGUUGGUGUAGUCGCUCAGGUAAAGUAAUGUGAAGUAGACCUCUGGGAAUUGGAGGCUUCUUUAAUUUCUAUUCGAUUACUUUAGUUUUCCUCCAAGUGCAUAAGGGACCCUUUUGGUCAUUUAUAGAUGCCCAUUAACUUUCAUGUAAAUUGUAUAUUUAUUUUCACAGGAAAAAUGUAUAGAGUGCACACAUGAAAGUAUCCACAAGAUUGUACAAUCACAUACUAACGCACAAGAAAGUAAACCUCUGCAGGUGACUGGCAGGCUGCGCCCUCAUUUACAGGAAAUGGUGAUUCUACUAAAUCUUUUUUCUUUUUCUUUUUUUUUUUACUCCGAGCACUGGUACCUUGAAAAAGGUAAUACUAAUGUGUCUUCAAAUUCCUUGUAAUGAUUAAGAUGUUGUUUAAAAAAAGGAAGUCAAGCUAUCAUCUCUGUGACCCUUGUUUCAAAUGAAUAAAAAACAUCCUGAUAAAGUUGUAUUCAUAAAUCAAAAUAGAAAGGGUUGCCUCUAUUAACACCUUAUUUGUCAUUAUGUGUAUGUGAGUUGUACUUUUAUUCAUUUCAACAGUUAUGUUCAUAUUCUGAUUUGGGUUUUUUUUUAUGACAGGCAUUUCAAGGUGAGAGAAAUGUACAACCAACAUACAUACAGGAUACAGAGAAUUUUACAGCCUUUUUAUUUUUGAUAAUAUACUGUAUGAAUGAUACUGAGGAAAAAAUGUAUAGUUGAAUAUCUGGUGGAAAACUAGCUUGAUCUAAAGGUCUACCAUAGUCUUGAGUAUCUUCCUUGAGGGGGUACUCAACAUCAGCAGCUUUAACUGGUCAGAUUCUGGAAAGCCUUGCUAAAAACUGUACCAAAAUCUAUAUUAACAGGGAGCAGAGAACAACAGGAAAUGAAUAGAAAUGUUAAAUAUUUACGUUAUAAUAAACUUUAUAACUACAGAGAUUUAGAUGUUUAUAUUCAUGCUGUGUUUUCCAUGCAUUCUCCUGUGCAGUGUUAGCUUGAAAUGAGUAACGGAUGAUAAAAGAAUGUCAAUGCAAAUUCAUGUGAAGUUUAUUCUCUCUUCAUGCUGGACGACAUAAUGCCGUCGCAGCCCGUUUUUGAAGUGACAGUAAAUUCAUUAGCUCUCUGUACCAUUUACAGGCAUCACCAUUAGACUUGCAUAACCAUAGAUGCAAAAUGCUGUUUGCUCUGACCUGACACAAAUGGUUUCAACCAGUUCAGCUUUUCACCGCUGGUAUGAGGUGCCAGUUAAAAUUGGGCAUUAUACAUUAUUGUAAUACUUUUUUCAGCUGCAAUUUCUUGUGGCUUUUAAUUAAUAAAAGUUGCAUUUAACUGCUAACAUGUUACAGCUAAGAUGUGACAUUGAUUCGUCACAUAAGAACAGGGUGACGUCCUUCUCAAUUAUACAAACAGGCACGGCUGGUUUUGACUUGUUCCGAAUUAGAUAAUCUUGUCCAAAAGCAUUUGGUAAUGGAUCUUAUGUGUUUUGAUCAUUUGAAUUUCAAUGUUAACUUGUUUUUUAUGUGUCUGUAUUGCAUGAUGUUUUUUGUUAAAUUAAUGACCUAUCAUAUAUCUCCCAGAUGGUCAAAUCAUGUUUUAUUUUAAAAUAGGCCUUUUCCACAGCAGACUUUUUGACUUGUCACAGUAGAAAAAGCACACCUUUUACUAAAAUCAUUAACAAUAGCUCCGUUAUAUUCAAGUGUCCCAGUAAACCAUGUAGACAGUGAGCCAGCGUGCAUAAUAGCCGGACCCUGAAACCAAAGCAGCUAAAUGGAGUUCAGUCAUCAUUAUUUGGGUUAUUUACACCUGUGCUUUUCCUACUGUGACAUGUUAAAAUGUCCUACAUGAAAAAGAUUGAUUGUAUAUUCCUGUCCAUUGCACAAGACAAGAGCAUUUGCCUCUGAAACCUAGUCUUAACAGAUCAAGGGAAUACUACAGUACUUACUAGUACAACUCCAAUAAUGGUGAAAGCAUAAAUUGAAUUAGGCUGUGUUUGCCAUUCAAUUCAUCUAUGAUUUAUAAAAUUUAUUUUUAUGUUUCAUUCUGUUGAUAAAAUGAUCUGAUGGCUAAUUGGGUCAGUAGACCAUAAUUCACUGCUUCUGCCUGGUGCAUCUGCAUCUUUAACCCAGCUGGGUGAAAACUGGUUGACUCUGAUUUUAAAGAUUUGCCUCUCACACCAUAAAAUAAUUGUAAAUUGUAAAUGGGCAAAAUGCAGUGAGCUCCACCUAUUGGUUGGUUGAAUAAACACAAACAAAUGGAUGUUUUCCUUCCACAUUCUUUAUUGUAUUAACAGUGGUAUGCUCUUGAGCCUGCAGAAUCAUCACAGAAACAAAGAGUAUUUUUUAUUCCUUUCCCCCAACAGUUGCAUGGGAAAACACCUGGCAAAAGUCCAGUUAUACAAGACAAUAUGAAGUUUCAUUCCCAGCUUUAGCUGUGUUGUGCUACAGUGCAAUGAGAUAACUUCUGUUAUGAAUUGGCACUAUAUAAAAAAAAUUAAAAAAAAUAAAUUGAAAGCUGCCUGAAUUAAAUGUCAAACUUCAUCAGUAAACUUAAUUACGCUGUAAGAAUAAAAGAAGAAUUUCCUGAGGCACGCUUUUUUGUUCAGCAGGAACACAAAGACAAGUCAAUGGUGUCUGGGUAUUUUCUGACCACGGAUUGUAUCAAGCCUUUUGUCUUCCCUCUCAGAAUUUGAUUUACUUUCAAUUGAUGCUCUAAAAAUGGGAACAUAACAUUUUUGUUAGAGAUUUAAUUUUUUUAUUUUUUACAUCCUAACCCUUUAGUAAUGUAUUAAAUGGUUUUCUUUUUGACGGAUGGAUCAAUAUUAAAAGAAGCAGAUUAAAGUGGGAGUGUGCAGCAUUUUGAAACCAUACCAGUGAUUUGUUUCAGUUGGCUAUGCAAAACUUUCUUUUGGGUUGCUUUGCAAUGAAAUGUGAGGUUUUCUUCUGGUUUUUGGUUCGCUGCUACUUGCAGGGUGUCUGUAGCCAAACACUAACCAUUAAGUUAAAAAGUAGCCUCUGUAAUAUUGGGGUGAAAUUUCCACCGUGCCGCAGUCGAAUCCCAGUGGAAUUUGAUGAAACUGAAUUUAGUUUCUCAUGGUGUGCUGUACUCUGAUCAAAUGAGCAAAAAAGCAUGUUGUCGGCUCUUAAAUCUUUGUUUCUUAGUGUACAUGUUACGCUAAUGCUGUAGGUAUCAAGGUUAAUUGUACUGUAUAUACUGUAAUUGUCAUCUCUGAUCUCAUUUAAUUCCUGUCUUCAAAGGGUGACACUGUAAACAUUAUUGAUAUAUAGAAAUGCAAACCUAUUUUAAUACUUGUAACUCCUGAAGACCUUUUGUUUUCUAUGUACAGUAUAAAUUAAAGCUAUGCUGUAGCGCUGA
Messenger RNA from Siniperca chuatsi (mandarin fish), 5795 nucleotides. It is a transcript of the gene nr1h3, whose product is annotated as nuclear receptor subfamily 1, group H, member 3. The record is from RefSeq and is a predicted model, not a curated record. Gene Ontology annotation, biological process: positive regulation of transcription by RNA polymerase II; negative regulation of transcription by RNA polymerase II; cell differentiation. Lineage: Eukaryota; Metazoa; Chordata; Actinopteri; Centrarchiformes; Sinipercidae. Gene Ontology annotation, molecular function: RNA polymerase II cis-regulatory region sequence-specific DNA binding; nuclear receptor activity; zinc ion binding. Bases 399 to 1793 code for a protein of 464 amino acids. The transcript is spliced from 11 exons.